Molecule: messenger RNA, 2318 nt
Organism: Manis pentadactyla (Chinese pangolin)
Lineage: Eukaryota; Metazoa; Chordata; Mammalia; Pholidota; Manidae
Gene: TBL1X
Product: transducin beta like 1 X-linked
Biological process (GO): regulation of transcription by RNA polymerase II
Cellular component (GO): histone deacetylase complex
Molecular function (GO): transcription corepressor activity; protein binding
Source: RefSeq, a predicted model, not a curated record
GGUGCGCUGGCGGCCGCUCCACCAGGAGGUCACUGCCCGUGCCGGUUCCUCCCGCCGUCCCGCCCUCUCCCGCCGCCGCCGCCUCUCCCGCCCCGGCUCCCCCACUCCGCGCUCGAGAGCGAGGAGCCGCCAGCGCCCUCGGCCGCCAUUCGGCUCCCGAAACUUUCCAGCGCCCGCGCCUCUGGGACUCGGGGGCGGCGCGCGGCUGGUCCGGGCGCCGGGCCCUGCUCGGCCGCGGCGCGGCCCUGCUCGGCGACGGCCGCGGUAGGGAGGGCGCAGCGCGGCGCCGCCGCCACAAGUUGCGCUGCUCGCGGAGAGGAACUGGAGAGGGAAUAAUUCUGCUCAGCAUUGCCAUAUCCGGGGCCUGGCACAGUGCCUGUCUGGAGUGUGUAUUCGUCAGCUCAGGCUGCACUAACACAACAUCACUGAGUCUUGGCAGACACUUGGCAGUCUGUAUGGUCGGAUGCUGACUGGUCCAAAGGUCCACACAUGAAGUCACUAUAAAGGAGGAAGUCGUAGGCCUUUCUCCUUGCUGAAACUGAAGAAGGUGGCCCCGCUGCGUUAAAACCUCAUUGCCGCGAGGUAAGGCUAAGAUGAGCAUCACCAGUGACGAGGUGAACUUCCUGGUGUAUCGCUAUCUGCAGGAGUCAGGUUUUUCCCACUCAGCGUUCACAUUCGGGAUCGAGAGCCACAUCAGCCAGUCGAACAUCAAUGGGACGCUUGUGCCCCCGGCUGCCCUCAUCUCCAUCCUGCAGAAGGGACUGCAGUAUGUGGAAGCAGAGAUCAGCAUCAACGAGGACGGCACAGUGUUUGACGGCCGCCCCAUAGAGUCCCUGUCCCUGAUUGACGCGGUGAUGCCUGACGUCGUGCAGACACGGCAGCAGGCCUUCCGGGAGAAGCUGGCCCAGCAGCAGGCUUCGGCGGCAGCAGCCACAACCACAGCCACAGCCACAGCGGCAGCCACAGCAACUCCAGCAGCUGUCUCCCAGCAAAACCCACCAAAGAACGGAGAAGCCACGGUGAACGGGGAAGAGAAUGGGGCACAUGCAAUCAAUAAUCAUUCGAAACCGAUGGAAAUAGACGGAGACGUUGAGAUUCCACCCAACAAAGCCACAGUCCUUCGGGGCCAUGAGUCUGAGGUGUUCAUUUGUGCCUGGAACCCUGUCAGUGAUCUCCUAGCUUCCGGAUCUGGAGAUUCAACUGCAAGGAUAUGGAACCUUAAUGAAAACAGCAAUGGGGGGUCCACACAGCUCGUGUUGAGGCACUGUAUACGAGAAGGAGGCCACGACGUCCCGAGUAACAAAGACGUGACCUCGCUGGACUGGAAUAGCGACGGGACACUGUUGGCCACAGGCUCAUAUGAUGGUUUUGCAAGAAUAUGGACGGAAGAUGGUAACCUGGCCAGCACCUUAGGCCAACAUAAAGGCCCCAUCUUCGCCUUGAAAUGGAACAAAAAGGGGAAUUACAUUCUGAGUGCAGGUGUGGAUAAAACAACAAUAAUUUGGGACGCCCACACAGGAGAAGCCAAACAGCAGUUUCCGUUUCAUUCCGCCCCUGCUCUCGAUGUAGACUGGCAGAACAACACCACCUUUGCCUCCUGUAGCACAGACAUGUGUAUCCACGUCUGCAGACUCGGCUGUGACCGCCCGGUCAAAACCUUCCAAGGACACACGAAUGAGGUCAAUGCCAUUAAGUGGGAUCCUUCUGGAAUGUUGCUAGCAUCCUGCUCCGAUGACAUGACAUUAAAGAUCUGGAGUAUGAAGCAAGAUAUGUGUGUCCAUGACCUUCAGGCUCACAGCAAAGAGAUAUACACCAUCAAGUGGAGUCCCACCGGGCCAGCCACCAGCAACCCCAAUUGCAACAUUAUGUUAGCGAGUGCUUCGUUUGACUCUACGGUUCGGCUGUGGGAUGUGGAGCGAGGUGUUUGCACCCACACGCUAACCAAGCACCAGGAACCUGUCUAUAGUGUAGCUUUUAGCCCUGACGGGAAAUACUUGGCCAGUGGCUCCUUUGACAAGUGCGUGCACAUCUGGAACACUCAGAGUGGGAAUCUCGUUCACAGCUACCGAGGCACUGGCGGCAUCUUCGAGGUGUGCUGGAGCGCCCGAGGGGACAAAGUGGGCGCCAGUGCGUCCGACGGCUCCGUGUGUGUGUUGGAUCUGCGAAAGUAAACACAAAACAUUACAGAAGAAAAUUCUCAUGGACCAGCAGUGAAGGUGGGGGUCACAGCACUCUUCAGACACAAUCCUAUCAGCUCCAAAACUGUACGAACUUGACUUGCAUUAGAGUGUACUUUGAAAGCAACUCAUCCCUGGCCA